AUGGAAGAUGCAGAGGCUGUAAAUUCUUUGAUGUUUUCUUCUAGACUGGACAUGACGUCCAACAAGCUGAAGAAAAUACCUCCAGACCCGUUGUUCCUUCGGAUCCCGGUGUACGCCAAGAUGAAGGGUUCUCCUCUCACGGCGCUGGUUUUGAGUUUUGGUGGGAACCCUCUGCAUUGUAACUGUGAGCUGGUGUGGCUGCGAAGACUGACCCGCGAGGACGACCUGGAGACCUGCGCUUCACCUAGAGACCUGGCUGGGAAAUACUUCUGGACCAUACGAGAGGAAGAGUUUGUUUGUGAACCCCCGAUGAUAACUCGGCACACCUCCAAGAUGUUUGUGAUGGAGGGUCAGGAGGUCAGCCUGCGCUGCAAAUCCAUCGGGGAUCCUGAACCUUCGACUCACUGGGUCAGUCCUGACGGGAAGCUGAUCGGAAACACGUCCAGAACCAUCUGCUAUGAAAACGGUUCACUUGACAUCCUCAAGGCCUCCGUCAAGGAUUCUGGAAAGUUCACUUGCAUAGCGUCCAACGCAGCUGGUGAGGCCACCGCCCCUGUCGAGUUGGUCGUCAACCCUUCCCCGCACUUCGACCCCAAAGUGGAACUAGAUCCGGGGCCUUCAGACAUCCCAACGUCCAUCAAAUCCAACGUGAGCGGAGGCCAUCCCAGGUCCGACCAGCAGAGGGUCAGUGUGUCGGAGCUAACCUCCAGCUCCGCCACCAUCAGAUGGCCGCCUCAAAACCACAUCCCAGGAGUCCGCAUGUACCAGAUCCAGUACAACAGUUCUACAGAUGACAUACUCAUUUACAGGUAA
This is a messenger RNA of Nematolebias whitei (Rio pearlfish), 813 nucleotides long. Its product is annotated as leucine-rich repeat and fibronectin type III domain-containing protein 1-like protein. NCBI's taxonomy places the organism in Eukaryota, Metazoa, Chordata, Actinopteri, Cyprinodontiformes, Rivulidae. The transcript is spliced from 3 exons. Bases 1 to 813 code for a protein of 270 amino acids. The record is from RefSeq and is a predicted model, not a curated record.